AUGAACGGAAGUUUUGUCGAAAUAGAUGAUCCAGCAGACACUUAUGUUCCAAAAGAGUCUGAAAUUGAAGAAUUCGCAAAAUGGCUUGGUGCACAGCUCCCUCGUGAUAAAUCUUUAUUAUGGAUUGCCAAAGAAGCAUUGACAGCAAAGAUUCCACCUCCAUGGAAAUACUACCAGAGGAAAGAUGGUACUGGUGAGCCAUUUUAUUUCAACCCAUUAACAGGAGAAUCAUUAUGGGAUCAUCCGUUAGAUAAGCAAUACAAGCAACUAUUUCAACAAGAACAAAAGAAAUUACUAGCAAGCAUGAAUCCUCCAUCUGCCUUAAAGCAAUCUCCUAAUGAUACAAAACCAAAUUCCGAAAACACCAAGCCAAGCAAUAUCGAUGAAAUAGAUUUACCAAAAGCUCAAAUCUCACCUCCAAAAAUCAAAGAAAAACUACAACAGCAAGAAAAAGAAAUUGAACCACAAAUUAGCAAAGGAAAACUACGAGAAGUCUUUCAUGAUGAAAUAGAAGAAAUGAUAAGCAAUCACGAGGAUGAAAUCCAACAAUUGAAAGAAGAUUUCCAGACUAAAUAUGAAAUAAUGAGAAAUAGACUUCAAGCCGAAUAUGAUGAUAGAAUUAAGCAAGAAAAAGCCAAAUAUGAUGCAGAAAUAGAAAAAAUACAGAACCUGAAUAAGAGCGAAUUAACAUCAUUACAACAGCAGCAAAUUGCAGGUAAAAAAGAAUCGUUUAAAGUUCAAAUGGAAACACUUGAAAAGAACAAUGAAUUGGAACUGGAAAAAAAGAAACUAGAGCUUCAAACAAAAUUAACUCAACUCGAAACAGAAAAUAUGACUCAAAUUGCACAAAUGAAAAUCAAUCAACAACAAGAAAUAACCGAAAUACUUACAUCACAUCAAACUCAACUUUCAAAGCUCAAAUCAAAACUAUCUCGUGAAGUUGAAAUAAUAAGAAGGAAGGCAAGAGCUAAAAUGGAUGCAAUACGUGAUUCGAAAGAAAUACAAUUCCUUCAGGAAGAAAUGGAAAUGAAGAAGAAGGAACUGAUUGAAAAGAAUGAACUAGAAAUUAAACGUAUGACUAAAAAGCAUGAAGCCAAUAAAAAACUUCUUCAAGAGAAAUUCAAUGGUGAAAUUGUUGAUAUGCAAAGUUACCAGCAGAUGUCUCCAUUUAAGGACGACAACAUAAUUAAGCAAAUCAAAUCGGAUUUAGAAGACGAUAAGAACUUAAGGAUGGCACUAGAUACAAAGAAAGCUAAAAUACUAAAUCAAUUCAAAGCUGAGAUUGAUGAAUUGAAGGAAAAGCAUGAAGAUGAAAUCAAACAGCUCAACUCUCAGCAUUUGAAGUUAACAGAAUCAAUUAAGAAUGAAAUUGCAGAGUUAAAGCGUGAAGCUGAUCAAGAAAAAAUAGAAUUGAAAGAAAAGCGAAAGAAUGAAAUUCAAAAAAUCAAAGAUGAAUGUGAUAUGCAAAUAAUGCAACUCAGAGAAGAAUUACUCACAAGAAAGCAAAUUGAAAAAACGCAAUUUUCUCAAGAUAUGCAACUAAUGUUAACAAUGCUUGAAAAUGAAAAGAUGCGAGCUGAGCAACAAAAGAGAGCUGAAAUUGAAGAGAUUAAACGAAGAGUUGUUACGUAUCAGCCAGAGAAAAUCUUUGUGAAGGAAGAAAAGCGUGUAAUACCAUUUCUUUCUAUCGCAUAUCAAAACGAAAUCGAUAUCAUGCCUAAGUCUGAGAUUAAAUAUCAGAUUCCUUUAAGAUUUACGUUUUCAUCUCAAAAAGUAUUCAGUCGUAAUCAAAAUGCUCAGAAACCUCUCUUAGAUCAGUCCACUUCUCCAUCCUCUAAAAAUGAAAGAAAAAGUCCAGAUAAAUCAAAUAACACAGAAAAUACGAGAAAAUCAUCAUAUAUUGAGUCUUAUGAUAAACCCGAAACAUUUUCUUAUGUUAAGAAUAAUCGCAUAUCAAAGCAAAGGAAAACUCUAUCAAAGAUUGAAGAUCAAUUUAAUUCUGAAUUUUCUACACUUGAUCAAUCAUCAAAUGCAUUCAAACUUGAAACAGAUAAUUUGACGUCUUCAUUCCAAAACUUAAUUAAUAGUCAAACAAGGGAAAUGACAUCAUUAUCUUCUGAAUUCAAUAAAACAGCUCAAAAAAUUCAAAUAACAAUGACAAAUGCUUUGUCUUCUCUUGAAAAUCAAUUUUCUAUACUGAAUAACAAGCAGCCUAUCCAAAUUAUGCAGCCUGCUCCGCCUCAAAUUCCUAUUGAAGACAGUGAAUCUUUUUCAAGAUCUUCAUUUAUUAUUCCUGCAAGUUCAAAGCCUAAAAAUAAUGGGCGAUCUUCUAGGAAUAGAAAAACGCCAAGAAGGGAGUAUGAUGAUGACGAUAUCUCGACUGAAGCAUCGGAUUUAUCUUUUGUAGUAGGUCAUAAUUCUGCCAAGUUGCUAAGAAUGUUUCGACAGCAAAGAAAGCAGAGAGCUGUUCAAAGGAUUAAGUAA
This is a messenger RNA of Trichomonas vaginalis G3, 2484 nucleotides long. RefSeq lists its product as uncharacterized. The record is from RefSeq and is a predicted model, not a curated record. The coding region runs from base 1 to 2484 and encodes 827 amino acids. Gene Ontology annotation, molecular function: protein binding. NCBI's taxonomy places the organism in Eukaryota, Parabasalia, Trichomonadida, Trichomonadidae. The transcript has a single exon.